ACAUGCCCAUCUCGCAAGCUCAGACCGCAGCAUCCACUGAUUAACCGUUCAAACAAGGCCUAGCCAGGUACACGCCUCCAUCACAGCCUCGCAAAAAAGAGUCAUCUCGCUUCAACACACAAACAGAACCAGAGAAAGAGAGAGGGAGGGAGAGAGCUCGCGUAAAAGGCCCCCACACGCGCGCCGACUCCCACAAGGCGCGCAAACUCGUAAAAUUACCAUACGAAAACUAUAAUCUCGUUCGGCCUAUCUCAUUCGCAGAGCCGCAGAGCUAAAAACUCACGUCCUGAGAAUGUAAAAGUCGCGGCCGCAUCGAGCGGCAUCUUUAUUAGCUCGGCUAACGACGCGAAUGGCCAGUAAACGCUAUUACGAGGACGAGCACGCAUGGAAAAAGGAACAGUCGGCGAGAUAGACGGAAUAGGCAGAUACGAGAGUCCCGAGAGGGAGAUGAAAGUAUGUCGCGUGCAAGAGUCGAGAGAGCGCAUAACUAUGAGGUAGUUAUGUCGCAGCAGGUGGUGGUUACGCGCCCGGAUGUCGCGGACGUGUUUGUUCUUUGCUCCGUUGAGUCAGCUGUCGUAGGUGGUUCACCGUUCGUGGAAAAAUUAAACAUUUAUUAAUUCCGGUGCUCUCGAUCAAUUUAAUUGAUCAUAGUUUCAUGUCGAUUUCAAUUAAUAAUGCCAUUAUCGUUAUUUUCAAGGAUCCAUUGCCAUCGAGAAUUCACGUGCAAGCAAGAGACUGAACCAGCUUAAUGAGAAGAAAGAUUCAUAGACAGCCUCAUAAACAGCAAUGAUAAAUGCCCACUAAAAAGUCCAAGCCUGCACAACUCAUCGCAUGAAAUAUAAAGAUGUUCCAUAAUUCAACAAAAAUGGUAAACAGAUUACAACCGCCGUCGCAUCGAUCAGUCAUAACUCCACGCCCAAUCUAAAUCAUCUCUGUAAUAUACCCUAUACGAGUGCCCACACCGCAAAAACAUUCUUUGAUCCUUCCGCGCGCGGAGCGAUCCGUUAUCCCUCAAUUUACUCAGUCACAUUACAAAUUAAUCCAAUUACGGACCUCCCAAAAUCAGCCGAUGUCGCGCGCUCUGAUAAACAUAUAGGUAUAUUUUAUUCGCCGCUAUCAUACCUCGCGUCUGCCUAAGCAUAUUAUAUACCUGCGCAUCAUCUUUUUCGACGCACCUCGGGAGGCCUCCACUCGCCCACAUAUAUAUAUAUAUAUAUAUACGUAUGUAGCUUAGUAGAGGACGCGCUCGAGUUAACUAUUGUUUUGAACGCGAGGCUCCCAUGGUAACCGGUUGGCGGCGUCCGCCCCCGAAGUGUAUACCUGCGCUUGCCACAUAACCCUUAUCUCUUUCUCUCUUCUCUGAGCGUACCUUUGUCCAGACCGCGCUCUCUAACAAUUUUCUCGGGGAGGCGCGGCUCUCAGGGUGGUCUCCUCGUUUACCUUUUCGCUCUUCCUCGUCGAUCCUUUUCGUACUCACACGCACCCAAACAUACACAUAUCCAAGAGCAGUGCAGUAUUGGGCGAUGUGGCGGCUGAAGUAGUGCGAGGCGAUGUCGCUGUUCAGGACGAAAGAGUGGUGGCGCACCGAGUGCGGCGACUCCAAGGAGAGUUUCGACGGCCAGAGCUUGCUAAUCGUUCAGCAACUGUUUGGAAGAGGAGGAGACGGCGGUGGACAGGACAGCGAGGAGCAGCAAAAGCAGUCGAAGGAGGUGAUCGUGGUGGCCAGUCAUGCCGGGUAUUUGAGGAUAUACGCACCGGCGAACCAGUGGAUCGACGAGGCCAAUGCGCCUGGUGCCUACAAGUCUACUGAUCUUGUUGUCGAGGCCAAGCUCGCCGAUUGUAUUCUCGAUGUCAAGGCCGGAAGAUUCGUUUCGGGUUCGCAGGAGACACGACUGGCUAUCCUCACUCCAACGAAACUCGUGGUUUACACUGCCACGUUGACCAAAGGCUCAACUGAACACGGUGACAGAUGCAGCCUACAGGUGGCUUACGAGCACCAGCUUCAGCGUUUUCCUGCCUCGCUGACCAUCGGUCCUUUCGGUGGAGCCAGGGGUCGAGACUUUCUCUGCGUUCAAUGUCUUGAUGGUACCUUACUGUUCUACGAGCAAGAGGUCUAUUCGUUUAGCCGUUCGCUCAAGGCACGACUGCUGCCCGAACCACUAGUUUAUAUAGCGCGUAACGAUGUUUUCGUUACUAUGGGUUCUGGCUGGGUCCUCGAAUGCUACAGGUACCAGAAUAUUGCCGAAGUCGGUCGUAAAGAAGAGGCUGAGGGGGUGGACGUGUCGAAGGGUAUAGUGCCUGACUGGAGUUACAACAUCGGUGAACCGAUACUCGACAUCAACUCUGUAAUCCUGAGCAGUUUCGAAGUCGGGAUCGUGGUUCUCGGCGAGCGCACGCUAUACUGCCUCGGUGACGCCUGCACCUCCAUCAAAUCCGCAAAGAGGCUAGAAUACAGCCCGCUAUGCUUUCUCGCCUACGUCAUAGAGCCGGACGGCAAGCUGAUGGUGAUCGUGAUCGCCGAUACGAGCACGCUCAUGAUUUACGAAGGUACGACCCUCAAGUGGUCGGCGCAGCUACCUUUUGCUCCCGUCGCCGUGGCCAGGGCGCACCUUCAGAACCUGGAAGGCGCGAUCGUGAUCCUGUCGGAGGAGGGUCGCCUGGAGGUCUGCUAUCUCGGCUCGGAGCCGUCGCUUUUCGUCGCCCCGCCGAUCCACCGCCGGGGAUUCGAUUACGUCGCUGCCGAGAAGGAGCUGCUCAAGCUGCGCCGACUUAUGAAGAAGUCCUCGUCAUCGGAUGCCCAGGUGACGAAUGCGAUGAUGGAAUCCGAACUCUCGAUAAACGCUAUCGUAUCACCGGAGCUGUUGCCGUCGCCUUGCUCUUCGAGAAACGAGAGCACCGAGGACAAAGAGGCCAGGCAGUCGAGCAUGUGCAAAAUCAGCGUCGAACUCACGUCCUACACCACUCUGCAGGAAGUUCAGGUUUUUAUCGAGGCAGCCAAGCCACUCGUUGUUUCUAAGGAUACCCUGGACCUCUCGAAUCUUUGUGAAAAGUACACGAUGGAGACAACGGUGUAUCUGGAGAACGAGUCCCUGCCGCUGGCCUCUGAGCUGCAGAUUACGGCGACUUACGCGAACGAAAGCGGUAAUCUUCGCGUCGUGCAAAAGACUGUACAGCUGCCACUGAAGAUGCUGCUGAGGCCCUGUCCCCCCGAGAGCACAGCAGCCUUCUCCGUCACCAUCAAAAGCGCCGAGCCCGUUCUCAACUUUAGCCAAAUCUUUCCAGAAUUCAUCGGCGAGUACUCGUCGCGCCAGGUGACGAAUUCUCUGGGACUAUUGCACGCCCAGGCUGCUCAAGUUGUGACAAUCGCCUCGGGUCUGAUGCUGAACAGGUAUCGCGUGCAGGCAGCCGACGGUACGGCUCUGCCACUGGUAAUCCACCAGCUAAUCUCCCGACUACGCGACAAGGCUCCAGCCGCCGCGGAUCAACUUAGCUGUAACGUAGCCCAACAACACCUACAACUCGUGCAGACGAAACUCGAUGCGCACUUUGCGGCGAGGAUUAAAAUUCGGGCUGCUUCUAAGGAGAUCGGCCUGCUGACGACCCAGUUGAGAAACAUCGAGAAGAGAAUGCUGCGCGGCAUGAGGGAGCGGAAUUCCCGAUCCCUCGCCGCUACCGGACUCCCGACCCUCCUCGACUCCACGUAUCGCGCGAUCUUCGCGCUCCUCGACGAGCUUCAAGCUGCCCGAGCGGAACGUGAGCGCACAGCACACAGCCUACAGUGCUCCUUGAGGUUACUGCUCCUGCUGCUUCAGCUCAGCGUGAGCGAGGAUAAGUGCGCGAUGCUCCAGUCGGCCAUUGGAUUCAAGCCUCAGCUGCGCGACGAAGUCGACUGGGAGGAAGUGACGGACAUGGCGUUGAUCGGCCUGACACGCGCUCUCUCCAACAAGCCUCAACAGCAGCAGCGAGACAUCGGCGGCGCCGAUGCUACCGCAACGCGGCAACACACGAGCUGGAACAGGUUCGAGUCGGCGCGCGAUUUGGCGAAAUUGAAAAAGCGCCUGGCGCACGCCCUCGAGAAGCUCUCGGCAAGCGGCAGCGGCGCCGGCAUCAAGGAGUCGCCCGCGGAGGAACAGGCUGCUGCUGAUGCUGCCACCGGCUAAUCUCUCGCAUCUCGAAUCGAUCCGUCACGACAGCACGUACAGCCUUGAUCGUGAUUCCUCGCUGUCGUUUUAUCCUUUUUUUUUUCUUCGAAGGGCGCGAUUAUUUUGCGAAGAAUGUGCAGGAUUCUUAAUUGUUUCGCGAUCGAGCCACGACGUUAAGUGCGCGAGAGGCGGUCAUUUUAUGGCGAACGCGCCGCAGCUGUAAAAUAAUUAAUUUACGACGGGCGUUGAUUAUCCUUUGAAGGUUUUCACUUCGUCCUCUGCGACGCGCGUGUGUGUAUGUGUGCUUGCGAAUGUAAUAUUGUAAAUACAAGAAAGCGACCCAGUCGCAAUAAAGUAAUUUACGUAUUACAA
Molecule: messenger RNA, 4514 nt
Organism: Nasonia vitripennis (jewel wasp)
Lineage: Eukaryota; Metazoa; Arthropoda; Insecta; Hymenoptera; Pteromalidae
Gene: BBS9
Product: protein PTHB1
Exons: 12
Coding region: 1551-4160 (869 amino acids)
Biological process (GO): cilium assembly
Cellular component (GO): membrane; BBSome
Source: RefSeq, a predicted model, not a curated record